AUGACAAUCGAAAUAAGACCAAAAAAGCGCAAGCGAUGGGCUGAUGUCGACAUAGGGGGGGGCGUCACUGUGGAGAAAGGCACGCUCGAAAAACUGAGCCGUGCCUGUGAGAGUGGCCCUGGCAAAUUUGCCAGGGCUCUUUUGCGAAUUGUUUUUACAGAGGAUGAGCUGCGAGGAAGGACACUGCUGGGUGGCAGGAGUAAUUUACACAUUGACCAGCCACUGAAGGAGGCCUUGGACCCUGUUCGUGUUCAAGCUGUGAUUGACUACACAUGCUCCAAGUUUCCUUCGGCCAGCAUCUCCUACAUAAAGAACAGCCUGUCCUCAAUGCUCGCAAGGGACGGCACGGGUGGAGAACGCCUGCCCGGCCUUCGUGGCCGCAUCACUCAGUUGGUGGGCAUCUCCACGGCGACGGGCGUGUGCAAGCCCUGUUUUCAGCCGCUGGACGAGAGUAGUUCGUUUUUUUUCCGAGAGGUGGCGACGGACAAUCGCAGUUUAUCUCGGGUGCGGUCGCGUCAGCUGACAGAGAGAACGGCGUCAAGUUCGCGACUCGGCGCGCUAGAAAAGCGACGCGGAUCUCGCGAUUCCGCUGCUUCAACGGCUGAUUUCGUUGACGAAACAAGCAGCGAAGAGUCGGAAGACGACUUCGGAAGUUCAGAUUUCAGUUCGGACAGCAAGUCAGGGGACGAUCAGCAUGGAAGUUCAACAAGUGGACAAAGGGUUUCAACAACGUAUGGCAAUGACGUCCUGCCACCAGCGCAGAAGCGGAUCAUCUUUGCGCCGCGACGGGCACCUGGCGUACACAUCACCGACUGUGUGGGUGUGGCACUCAGGAGCGGACCAAAAAAAUUUCUGACGGCCCUUGACUUCUUCGCUCUUUUUUUCACCACGCAAGUGAUCACUACGGUUUGUGAAAACUCAAACAAAUACGGCUGGACGAAAAUACUCGAAAAACCGACGCACGCUCGUUCCGAUGGUUCGUGGGAAGAGGUGACCCCGGAUGAAAUGAUGAAGUUCAUUGGCCUUAUAAUUUACAUGGGCCUCGUCAAGGUUCCGCGGCUGAAGCUUUACUGGAACGUGGGAGAACUCUACAGUGGCCUGCUUCCACGACGAAUAAUGCCUAGACGCCGUUUCAUAGCGUUGCUCGCUAUGCUACAUGUUGCUGACUUGGACGAUGUGAGCCAGCUAUCGAGAGGGAAGCUCCGGUUCGUAUGGUGGCUCAUGGAGCAAGUGAAUCAGGUGUCGGCGAAACUUUUUCAGCCACAUCGUGAUCUCUCCAUCGACGAACGGAUGGUGAAAUCCAAAGGGCGAUCGGGCAUUAGGCCAUAUAUGAAAGAUAAGGUCACAAAAUGGGGCUACAAGCUCUGGGUCCUAGCUGAUCCCGGCACCAGAUACACGGUACGUUUCAGUGUAUAUACCGGCAAGCGGGAUCAGCCAGGGCCUCAUGGAUUGGCAUUCGAUGUAGUUUGCCAGCUGUGUGCCGAAUAUCUUGAUCAGGGAUAGCGAAUAUUCAUGGAUAACUUCUACAUAUCGACGCAUUUGUUCAGUCACCUGAUUGACCGAAGAACAUUGGCUUGCGGUACAACUGAGAAAAGACCGGCGAGGAUUUCCUGGUGAACUAAAAGACACACGUUGGGAGAAAAAAGCGCGACAUGGGGACGUAAGAUGGCUCCGUGAUCGUGGUAUAUUGUACCUCCAAUGGAAAGACCGUCGGGUUGUCAACAUGAUGAGCACCAUUCACACAGCAAACAUGACCGUCACAGCAAAAAGAAGGGAAAAAAGGGGAAACACUUGGGCUCAAAUUUCUGUACCGAAGCCAUUGCUUAUACACGACUACAAUGCUGGAAUGCUAGGAGUAGAUAAAUCGGACCAGAUGAUUGGCUAUUACAACGUCCUCAUGAGAACUGUUCGGUGGUGGAAAACACUCUUCUUCCACUGCAUUGAUAUUGCAUGUGUAAAUAGUUUUAUUUUUAUUUCAAGCACACCGUGCAUCACACCCAGAGAUCCCCGAACUUGAAAGAAAAGCUGAAUAUGACCACCUUGCAUUCAGGGAAGAACUCGUUUGCCAGAUUUUCAACCUCGAUGGUGCCAAGCCAGCUCGCACUCCUCCACCACCUUCCACUAAACGAACGCUCCACAAGCCAGAAAACGCAAAAAGGCGCAGAAGCUGCAAGCUGUGCUAUGACCGCAACAAAGUUGAACUAAAAUCUAAUUGUUUCUGCAGAACUUGUGAUGUGCACUUGUGUUUCACUACUACUCGAAAUUGUUUCCUGCAGUGGCAUGAGAGCCAGCAGCUGUGAUGGGCACACGAAUGCUCUGAUGCUGAAGCGAGCUAAAAAAAGGCAGUUAUAGAUAGGUGGACCAAACCUUUUACAUUUAAGAAAGAAGACAUUUUGCCACAUUUUGUAUAUUUUGAAUUUUUUUAGUUCACAGUUUUACUUGUAUAUGCAUGCCUUUUGAAACUUUAUGUUGGUUUUUGGUUAAACUUUCCUUUUGGCACUUUUUCUUGAUUAUGUAUAUAAUUUUUAUGCAUAAUAUUUAGA
This is a messenger RNA of Dermacentor silvarum, 2543 nucleotides long. Its product is annotated as piggyBac transposable element-derived protein 2-like. Lineage: Eukaryota; Metazoa; Arthropoda; Arachnida; Ixodida; Ixodidae. Gene Ontology annotation, molecular function: DNA binding. The transcript has 6 exons. Bases 1 to 1503 code for a protein of 500 amino acids. The record is from RefSeq and is a predicted model, not a curated record.